This is a messenger RNA of Darwinula stevensoni, 2684 nucleotides long. The record is from the annotation of a GenBank genome assembly. NCBI's taxonomy places the organism in Eukaryota, Metazoa, Arthropoda, Ostracoda, Podocopida, Darwinulidae.
UUGCUGUGCUGUUUUAGGUCUGUCUACUUGGAUGAUCAGUUUGAAUAGCAGUUUAACUCACCCUUGAUAAGACACUUCUGACAUGGAAGUUGCAUGGCCUGAAUCUGGUUGAGGCACUGCCUCCCAGUUGACACCAGCCUCUUGGAUAUACCACUUGUUUUCUUUUCCCUGUGUGGUUCAUUCCAUAACAUCCAACCAUGGAGUAUCAAAUGCAGCAGCCCUCUAAACAUGUUCAUGGAUCAUAUGCUGGCAGUGGUGGAGGAGACAUGAACAAGGAUGGGACCCUUCUUUGGCAACAGGGGAAUUAUUUAGGGGGAGAUUCAGGGAUACAUUCUGAAGCUGUGACUCAGGCACCUUCCCUCUCAGGGAAAGAUGAUGACAUGGACACAACCAUGUUUGAUAUGGACACUGGGUUUCCACCAUCAGGAUUUACUGCACAGCAAGUGGAUGAGAUGAAUGCUCAGCUGAAUCAGACACGUUCUCAGCGUGUUCGAGCUGCGAUGUUCCCAGAAACAAUGGAAGAAGGCAUUGAGAUCCCUUCCACUCAGUUUGAUCCCAAUCAGCCAACUGCAGUGCAACGCUUAGCUGAACCUUCACAGAUGCUGAAGCAUGCUGUAGUGAAUCUGAUCAACUAUCAGGAUGAUGCUGAGCUGGCUACCAGAGCUAUUCCUGAGUUGAUCAAGUUACUAAAUGAUGAGGAUCAGGUUGUUGUUUCACAAGCUGCCAUGGUUGGUCUUCUUGCCAUUUUCAAAUCCGGAGGCAUUCCUGCACUUGUAAAACUGCUAAGCUCACCUGUGGAGAGUGUUUUAUUUUAUGCAAUCACCACACUACACAAUCUCCUGCUUCAUCAAGAAGGAUCCAAAGUUGCAGUUCGUCUUGCUGGUGGGCUGCAGAAAAUGGUAGCCCUGCUUCAACGGAACAAUGUCAAAUUCUUGGCAAUUGUCACAGAUUGUCUUCAGAUCUUGGCAUAUGGGAAUCAAGAGAGCAAGCUUAUUAUAUUGGCAUCACAGGGCCCUGUGGAAUUGGUCCGCAUCAUGAGGUCAUAUACCUAUGAAAAACUUUUGUGGACUACUUCCAGAGUACUCAAAGUGCUGUCAGUGUGUUCCAGCAACAAACCAGCAAUUGUUGAAGCAGGUGGUAUGCAGGCAUUAGCCGUCCACCUGAGUUCUCCAAGCCAAAGGCUCGUCCAAAACUGUUUGUGGACUCUCCGCAACUUAUCAGAUGCAGGAACCAAAGUUGAUGCCAUGGAUCAACUUCUGGGUGGCCUUGUGCAGCUCCUUGGAUCUCCAGAUAUCAAUGUGGUUACAUGCUCAGCAGGGAUCUUGUCCAACCUGACAUGCAACAAUCAGAGGAACAAGGUCACUGUUUGCCAGGUUGGAGGCAUUGAAGCUCUUGUUCGAACCAUCAUAAAUGCAGGCGACCGGGAAGAGAUCACAGAACCUGCUGUGUGUGCCCUCCGCCACUUGACAGGCCGCCACCCACAUUCAGAAAUGGCUCAGAACACAGUUCGUCUCCAUUAUGGGCUUCCAGUAAUAGUGAAGCUGUUGAAUCCACCAUCAAGAUGGCCAUUGAUCAAGGCUCUUAUUGGUCUGAUUCGGAACUUAGCAUUAUGUCCAGCUAAUCAUGCUCCCCUCCGGGAGAAUGGUGCCAUUCCUAGACUGGUACAGCUCCUUGUGAAGUCCUUCCAAGACACCCAGAGGCGAGCAUCAGUGGCAAGCAGUGCAAGUUCUCAGCCAAGUGUGUAUGCAGAUGGUGUUCGUAUGGAGGAGAUCACUGAAGGGACAGUUGGAGCUCUACACAUUUUAGCAAGAGACCCUCACAACCGAGCUAUCAUUCGGGCAACAUAUGCAGCUGCAAUCCUAUUUAGGAUGAGUGAAGAUAAGCCACAAGACUACAAGAAACGGCUAUCUCAGGAGCUUACCAACUCAUUCCUGUUUCGUGAAGACCCAGGAAUGUGGACAGGAUCUGAAUUGGGAAUGCCAGGAGAUUUGCAAGAUAUGAUUAGAGCUGCAGAUCAAGGCUAUGAUGGUCUCUACAGUGGAGGACCACCAAGUGUUCAUAGUGGCCAUACUGCCCCAACUCCUCGACCUUAUCUGAAUGCUACCCAAGGCUUGGAUGCCAUGGAUCAUCAUCACAUGGGAGGUUUAGAUCAUUACGGAGGGAUGGACCCAAUGGACUUCCCGCAAGGAGACAUGCCUAUGCCUCCACAGCCUCCCCAAGACAAUAACCAGGUUGCAGCCUGGUAUGACACUGAUCUCUAAUGCCCACACCUAUCAUUUUUCUCUUUCUCUGUCAUCUUUUUCUGAGCAUUCCUAUCAAGGUUCAGAGCCAUUGAGACUUUAAUCGGACGCUUGAAUUUGUUUUCUUGUACAUAUUCAUGCUGCAUGGGUGACCAAUGUAAGAUGUCUUUGUCAUUUUUCAGCUUGACCUCUUCUCCACUAACCUGCCACAGACAUUUUCCAAAUUUUUAUUUCCCCCAUGCAUUGAUCUAUUUUCAGUAUUUUAUUCCCUCAUGCAUUGAAUGGAAAGAAUCAAGGAAGAAGCCUCAUCAUUUUGUACAUGAUUCUGAUUUGAUUAGCAUUCUUUAAUGUUUGUCAUUUAUGUUCACUCUGACUUUCCAUUUCUUUGAUCAUUUGGGCAUGUUUGUGAGAAACUGUUGCACAUAUCAAAAGAAUAAAUUACCU